Messenger RNA from Pollicipes pollicipes, 1492 nucleotides. RefSeq names its product V-type proton ATPase 16 kDa proteolipid subunit. The coding region runs from base 118 to 591 and encodes 157 amino acids. Gene Ontology annotation, cellular component: proton-transporting V-type ATPase, V0 domain. NCBI's taxonomy places the organism in Eukaryota, Metazoa, Arthropoda, Thecostraca, Pollicipedomorpha, Pollicipedidae. Gene Ontology annotation, molecular function: proton-transporting ATPase activity, rotational mechanism. The record is from RefSeq and is a predicted model, not a curated record. The transcript has 3 exons. Gene Ontology annotation, biological process: proton transmembrane transport.
AUUGAGUGUCACAAGACAUGCGCACAAGCUCAAGUCUUUCCCGGCCAUAUUCUGUCCCUGUCCGUUCGUGUGUUGCUGUCUGUUUGGUGCGUGUGAGAGCCUCACAAAUCCAGCAUAAUGUCGACGGACGAGAGACCUAUCUAUGGGCCCUUCUUUGGAGUCAUGGGCGCCGCCUCGGCGAUGGUUUUCAGCGCGAUGGGCGCCGCGUACGGCACGGCCAAGUCGGGCACCGGCAUCGCGGCCAUGUCGGUGAUGCGGCCCGAGCUCAUCAUGAAGUCCAUCAUCCCGGUGGUGAUGGCCGGUAUCCUGGCCAUCUACGGCCUGGUGGUGGCCGUGCUGAUCGCUGGUGGCAUUACCAAGCCGGCCACCUACGAGCUGUUCUCCGGGUUCGUGCAUUUCGGCGCCGGCCUGUCGGUCGGCCUGAGCGGGCUGGCGGCCGGCUUUGCCAUCGGCAUUGUGGGAGACGCGGGCGUGCGCGGCACGGCGCAGCAGCCGCGCCUCUUCGUCGGCAUGAUCCUCAUCCUCAUUUUCGCCGAGGUGCUCGGCCUGUACGGCCUCAUCGUGGCCAUCUUCCUGUACAUCAAGGCGUAAGCCGUGUCCGGGGCGGACCGGUCGGCGCGCCGCGCGAGCAGUGGCGCGCCGACGCGCUCGCGCGCAUAUCCAGCCAGUGGCGCACGUCUCAGUGUCCCCUGUGUGCGUCAUGUGAUGCCGCUAGGGCGGUAGGGCGUCACCGCCGGGGCCCUGGCCCGCAACAUUCCACUUUCGACAUGUAAAAUACGCGCCGAUGGGUACGGUGGCCAAGCACACACUUGUUGCUAAAUACGAACACAAAUUGGAAGAACCGCACGCUCGGACCGCAUGCAGGGCAGUCCUGUGUGGGGCCCAUAUACACGCAGUCUGGCAAGGGCCGGUGUCAGGAAACCGCCCCGGCCGAUGGCUGCCUGUCGGCUGCUCAGCGCCAGUCGUCAAUAACUGGCCAAUCAGCGGUGCCUGUUCUCAGCCGACGCAGCGCUGAUUGGCUACGACACCUGCUGUUUGCUGCUGACUAUUGAACAUUGCUGUAGAAUACGUGAACCGUUUUUGAACGAUUAUUUCGAUUGGUGACUGUUGCUGCAACUUAGUUUCCAUAUAUAGCAGUGGCGUGAUGCUCUUUGGACCUCUAAUUUACUUACCAAUCUUAUAACUAUGUUGGUAAUGUGUUGAUGAUCUGUACAGUGCUAUGUAUGUAUAAUAUUUUAUGUGACGGGAGAGACAUCAGACGGAUGUGUUGUAAUUGUGAAUGUGCUCUGUAUAUAUGGGUAGGAUUGUUGUAAUUGUUGGUUGGACUCACCGAAACCGGUAGUCCAGCCGUGUAUCUUCCCGUAGGAUAACCCAAGAAUGGAUAUAUGGUGCACAUUGCUCUGGUACGGAAUUUACCCGUGUUGUUUAAUCAUUUAUCGCUGUUUGCAAGACUCGAACUCGUGAAGACAAAAAUAUAUGUGUAGCCUCUAAC